AUGUCGAAUCCUCGACCAUCAACAUCCAAUAGUUACAGUGCUUCUACCAACCAAUAUGGAUACACGAUCUCUUCGCAGGUGCCCUCCACAUACCGUCCAGGUACGAGUCGUCCAAGUACCACGCGCCCGGGAACAGCUAGACCUGGAACCCGCAGAAGCUCUCGAUCAGGCUCUGUCUUUGGAGGCGGCGAUUCUCAACAGAUCAUUUGCGCCAUCAGCGAGGGUCGGGGGAUUACUCCCACUGUCGGUCUUGCUUUUGUAAACACCACCACUGGUGAGGCUGUUCUUAGUCAAAUAUGUGACAAUCAAUUCUACGCCCGUACGAUUAACAAGCUCAAUGUCUUUGAACCCACCGAGAUUCUCAUUGUGGCAACCGCCGCUCCUCCGAAUAUCAUGUCAAAGAUGUACAAGAUUGUUGAGGAGAAUGUCAUCGGUGCUAGACUUGUAGGUGUUGACCGUAAGUAUUGGUCAGAAACGUCAGGGCUCGAGUUCAUUCAGCAGUUGGCCUUUCCUCAGGACCUAGAGGCGUUGAAAGUAGCUAUUGGAGGUAACUACUUUGCAACAUGCUGUUUCUCUGCGGCCUUGAAGUACGUAGAGCUGAAGAUGUCGGUUACUUUCGCAUUUCAUUCUCUUCGAAUCAAUUACCAGCCAUCGGAGGGAUCCAUGAUGAUUGAUCUUUCUACGAUUCAAGCCUUGGAACUUAUUCAGAAUAUACAAAAUGCCAAGUCGAAGCACUGUCUCUUUGGUCUGAUGAAUGAAGCACUUACUCCCAUGGGUUCUCGACAUCUUCGGAGUCUGAUUCUACAACCAUCCACCCAGCCUGAUAUUCUUCGCAAACGUUACAACGCUGUUGACGAGCUUAUGGCGAAUGAUGAUAUAUUUGAAAGGCUUGCUAGAUAUAGAGAACUCAUUAUUGUUCCUACGCAACCUGAUCCUCGACACUCUGAGCAAUCGAUCAAUAACAUCCUAAUGCUGAAAAACUUCGUCGAGACAGCUCCAAAGUUCUUUGAAAUACUGGCAGGAGCUCGCUCGGAGCUUCUGGCUGAGAUCCAGAAGUAUUGCAACCCAGCAAACCUCGACUACACUGUUCAAUUGAUAAAGGAUGUCAUAAAUGAUGAUGUUAGCUACCAGAAAUCUCCAUUAGACUUACGGAAUCAGCGGACGUACGCCGUCAAGUCUGGUGUCAGUGGCUUUCUCGACGUGGCUCGGCAGACAUUCAAAGAAGCUACCGAAGAUGUUUACCAGCAUGUUAGCGAGAUCAACCAAUCAUACGAAAUGAACGCAGAAACAAGAUACGAAAAUUCUCGACAGUUCUAUCUGAGAGUUUUAGCGAGCGAUUUUGAUGACAAGCCCAUACCAGAAAUCUUGAUAAAUCGAUUUCGGAAGAAGGAUUUCAUCGAAUGCCAAACUUUAGACCUAAUGAAACUCAACCAGCGCAUCUCAGACUCCCAUGCUGAAGUAGUUUUGACAAGUGAUCAAACUAUUCAAAAUUUGCUAGAUGAUAUCAGGGGAGAGAUCUCCAGUCUUUUCAAGGUAUGCGAGAGUAUAGCAGUACUCGAUAUGAUUGCUGCUUUUGCACACUCGGCGAUUGCCAAUGACUAUGUAAAACCUGAGAUUGGCGACUGUCUUAUGAUCGAAGCUGGCCGUCAUCCAGUCAAGGAGAAGGUAAGUAAAGGCGACUACAUACCAAACGACGUCUAUGCAACCAACCAGACACGCUUUCAAAUUAUAACAGGCUGCAACAUGAGUGGGAAAAGUACAUACAUCCGUUCCAUUGCAUUGAUGUGUGUGAUGGCCCAAACCGGGAGCUUUGUGCCUGCUCAAUUCGCUCGUUUCCGUAUCGUUCGCCAGCUCUUCGCACGAGUCUCGGUGGACGACAGUAUCGAGGCUAAUAUCUCUACGUUUGCAUCCGAGAUGAGGGAAACGGCUUUUAUUUUAAGAAGUAUCGACGAACAUAGUCUUGCAAUAAUUGAUGAACUCGGACGGGGUACUAGCACCAGAGAUGGUCUGGCAAUUGCUCUGAGCAUCGCGGAGACUCUCGUAGAAAGCAAAGCCUUGAUAUGGUUUGUUACACACUUCCGUGAGCUUGCACAAAUAAUGCAACACCGCCCCGGCGUAGUAAACCAACACCUAGCCGUCGACACCUCCGAAGCAAACACCAUAACCAUGCUCUACAAAGUCCGCUCCUCCUUCGUCAAAGACGAACACUACGGCCUCGCCCUCGCCAAGAUCCUUGAUCUCCCACCACUAGUCCUCGAAGUCGCAGAGCGCGUCACCAACGCCUUAGACGAACAAGUCGAAGCGAAACGCAAAUCCUCAAAGGCUGUAGCUAUUGCUAAACGUAGGAAGUUGGUGCUUAGUCUAAGGGAGACGCUGAAACAGGCGCUUGAUAGUCCGAUGGAGGGGGCUGUUAUGCUGGGGUGGUUGAGGAAGUUGCAGGAGGAGUUUGUAAGGAGGAUGGAGGGUAUUGAUGGGGAUGUUGUGGAUGAUGAAGAUGGCGAGGAAGAGGGUACUGUUGUUGAUGAGCAGAGUACUGCGCGUUUGGGGACGGCUCGUGAGAGUACUGUAGUUACCAUUUCUUCUGGUGAGAGUGGAGCUGAGAGUUCUUCUGGGAGUGAGGAUAAGAAGGAAACAGGAGGUUGCGGAGCACAUUUAGCAGUCUAUAACUUGGCCACAUAUUCAUAA
Molecule: messenger RNA, 2685 nt
Organism: Glarea lozoyensis ATCC 20868
Lineage: Eukaryota; Fungi; Ascomycota; Leotiomycetes; Helotiales; Helotiaceae
Product: P-loop containing nucleoside triphosphate hydrolase
Exons: 10
Coding region: 1-2685 (894 amino acids)
Biological process (GO): mismatch repair; reciprocal meiotic recombination
Cellular component (GO): nucleus
Molecular function (GO): ATP binding; mismatched DNA binding; ATP-dependent DNA damage sensor activity
Source: RefSeq, a predicted model, not a curated record